This is a messenger RNA of Penicillium odoratum, 1014 nucleotides long. RefSeq lists its product as uncharacterized. The record is from RefSeq and is a predicted model, not a curated record. The coding region runs from base 1 to 1014 and encodes 337 amino acids. The transcript has a single exon. NCBI's taxonomy places the organism in Eukaryota, Fungi, Ascomycota, Eurotiomycetes, Eurotiales, Aspergillaceae.
AUGGGAGAGCCGGACUUCAUACAUUUCAUGCCUAUUGACGAAAACGACCGUCUGACUGCCACAAUAAACGAUACACUGUUUUCCACUUCGCAGAUCCCCGAGAUGGACGAUGCUCAUAUGGCAGCUCUGUUGCAAGCUUUCACAAAUGAUGACUCGGAUAACUUUACUACUGAGGUAUCGCGAAGGGUCGAUUCUUUCUCCUGUGAACCCCUUCUUCAAAGUAUCAAUCCUUCUUGUCUUCUACUUUCAAAUCCCUCAGACUCCGAGAUGUCUACAUCGGAUGACAUUGUUUUCUCAAACGAACCAUCUUCGGGCGACAGUACCAUCGGCUCUUCUGUCUCUCCCGACCCGACAGAUAAAGGCGUCCUUGUCAGCACGCUUCCUAUCCAAACCUGUACCGCAAAGGACCGGUUUACGGUCAUGAAUACCUGCACUGCUACGCCGCCUACUCCUGCCGUCAGCAUGCCGUCUGAGUAUCAGCAGUUGGGGAAUCCAGGGGAGAGUCAUCCACAAAACAUUCAAUCGCAACAAAUGUUCCCUCAGUCAUUCUACUCUCAGCCUGUGUACGCUCAGCCUAUGUACACCCCGCAUAUGUACACUCAGCCUAUAUAUCCUCCAUCCGGGCCUGAACUUUCGGCACAGCCGAACAUGACCAUGGCGCCCGUCUAUUCCAUGGAUUACAACUGCAACAUGCCGCCAUAUGGAUUUAUCCCAUCUCAUUACCAGCAUACCUAUCAGAUGGCACCUCCAAUGGGGCCCCUGGUGGACCAACAGCAGCUCUUUGUUGAGCCUGCGCCUAUCGCUCCGUCUAUCGCUCCACCUUCAAAGCGCGUAAACCCUGCACAGCACACCGUGCCAGCCUCAAACACUCGGGUUUUCGACUUCAGCAACACCACAUGUCCAGGGGAGUUCGUCGCCAACCCCAACAACCACGGCCGAUGGGAGUACGACCGCCAUGGCCAGCGCCGCUAUCUCAACGCACCCGCCGUCAAGCGUCUUAGUGGGAAGAAGUAA